Molecule: messenger RNA, 1373 nt
Organism: Symbiodinium pilosum
Lineage: Eukaryota; Dinophyceae; Suessiales; Symbiodiniaceae
Source: the annotation of a GenBank genome assembly
AUGAUGAGCGGGCCACCUUCGUGCCCCAAGACGAGCUGCGGUACUUCAUCCCGCAGGAAGGCAGGAUCACGCAGCUACGGCAGCAGGCUGAAACCGUAGAGGCCGAGUUCAAGCCUGACGAGGAGGAUGAAGGCCAAGCAGACGAAAACCAAGCCGGCGAUGAUAUGCCCAACGCGACAUCGCUGUCCGAGCUUGGUGGGGAGGAAGAGGCUCUGAAGUGUGUCCAUGGUCGCAAGCUUCGCUAUCACUGCCAAUGUGAGCCCUGUUGGUCGGGUGUCAGCUGCGACAAGAAGAUGAACCGCGGCCCUGACGUCCGACAGGAAUUUGAGCCUUUGGUGGCUCAGCGGGCGGCCGGAGCACAGCAGGAGCUGGCAGUGCAAGGCUGCCAGCUACAUACAGAUCUGCGCUACCAGCUGGCGCGCAUCACCCUGAUUCCGAUCGGUGAGUCUUCAGAGGCAAGCUCAGAAGUCGGCGGACCGCACUUUGGCCCCAUGUCUUGGCUUCUUCCCUGGCUCAAAGGUUCGAAGUUUCGGGUCUGCUCUUACAAGCGUCCCAUGGUGAGCUCACUUCCCAUCAUCCAACAGUCCAGCAGGGGCCAUGUCGGCGCCUCAACAGAGGCUGAUUCUGAAAGCUGUGCGCGGGGCCGUCGGAUUCUGGUAACCGUGGCCACGCCCUACCUGCUGGUGAUAGGUAGCGCGCGCCUGGUGACUUCGGAGUGGUUUCUCCAUUUUGAAUAUACUCGCGCGGGAUUUCCGAGAGAACCCUAUGGCAUGACCCCGGGAGAGCGGAAGCAAUACGGGGUCUAUUGCAUCCGCUACAUGACCAACAACGAGGGGGUGGACUACCUCGGAAACUUGACGCUCCCCUUUGAACUCUGCCUUGAGCCCGGCAUGCCGCCACCUGGUAAGCGUCCGCCUGACCAAAAGCCAGGGGAGCCCUGUCGUAUGUUUAAGGAUCGAGAGCUGAUGCAUAUGCAGGACGUCAAGGCCGUCUCUGGUGCGCUCUUUACGUGGUUUUGGGGGCUUGGAAUCCUCACCAUGCUCAGUGCAUACCUUCUGUUUCUUGUGGAUCCGAAGCAGGUGUGCUGUGCCCUGCUUCGAGGGAGCCAGGCAACCUUAGGCAUCAUGUUGGCCAUCAGUUGCUUUGCUGUAGUUGGAUUUGCGAGGCUCUUCCGUCUGUUCCACAAGCUCUUCUUUACGGGCGCGUCCUGGAUUUUCUCGAAGUGGGACACGCUGAUUCGCCUGUACCCACGUCAGUUCUGGUUGGAUGCCACGCUGACCAUCGCCUUCCUUACCCUCAGCUCCGCACUGUUCAUCCUCUGCCUGGUGCGGCAGCCGCACCAGAAAAAGAAGAUCGAUCACUGCGAGAUCUGA